CAGACGGGCAUUUCCCACAUUUCAAAUCAAAUUGCGAGGAAUGGAUCCGUCUUCCGAUUAUAUACUUAUGAUGGACUUCAUGCCAGUCGAUGACAAACGCUAUAGAUAUGCCUUUCAUAGUUCUAGUUGGGUAGUGGCCGGAAAGGGAGACCCGAGUACUCCGCCCCGAAUCCAUGUGCACCCGGACUCACCGGCAAAGGGCUGCCAUUGGAUGAAACAAGUGGUGUCUUUCGAUAAGGUUAAGCUAACCAAUAACCAACUCGACGAUAACGGACACAUAAUCUUAAACUCAAUGCAUAGAUAUCAGCCCCGAUUCCAUGUGUUGUAUGUCGUCCCCAAAGAUGAAGACAUGAAUCGGACCGAGAAUUUCAAGACAUUUAUAUUCUCGGAAACAAAGUUUACGGCCGUUACUGCCUAUCAGAACCAUAGAAUAACUCAACUGAAAAUAGCGUCCAACCCUUUCGCGAAAGGAUUCAGAGAUUGUGAUUUGGAUGACUGGAAUGGCUUGCCUGCGCCCACACAUCCCACAAAUAGCCAUUUAUUUGACUCGUGGUCGACACCAACUUGCAAUCAACAGCAAUACCGUACCAAUGGAUCAACAUUUUCGCAUAUAAUGCAAAAAUAGUUACAAUUCUUGCC
Oppiella nova is the source of this 639-nucleotide messenger RNA. The record is from the annotation of a GenBank genome assembly. NCBI's taxonomy places the organism in Eukaryota, Metazoa, Arthropoda, Arachnida, Sarcoptiformes, Oppiidae.